GCUGAUACUAAUUCACUUUACUAUCGAAGAUUGGAGUAUCGAGAGCUUUGAUUCGGUAAAUGACUAGCUAUAUCUCGCCACAGGCAGGAAGUCCUGCACCGGAAUCGACAGUUAUAACGCUAGCGCCAGAACCAAACAUUCUUCAUUCAUGUAUUAAUCAAAGCGGGAAGAUUCGAAAAAAGAAGCCAUAUGCUUUGAGUAACCUUCAAGAUUUGAAAAUACAACAAGGGCUUAUCAUAAAAGAUCUUUUGUUCUCCUUAUUGGGGUUUGAAGGUUCGUAUAUACGCUACAGUGAAAGGUACGAUGCAUCGGAAGUUGAUUUUAGAAUAAAAGGUCCAGAUUUCAAAAUUGCUAAACACCUAGACGUGAGUUUAAAAAUAAUAACUAAGUCUUUGGUUAGGUACGGGAAAUAUUACUCUGGUCUUGUCGGGUUUUUGGAGUAUUAUGAUCAACCUGAUCACGGGAAGAUUGUUCAAAAAUUAUGCUAUGUUAUAACUAAUUUCUUACAGAAAUACCAGCAAGUGAUAAUUGAAAUGGAGCAGCAGUAUAAAUUCAAUGCCAAGUUUAACUUGAGUGCUCUUGAAAAUUCAUUGAAUCAAGAAAUUGGUACAGAAUUGGCCCAUAUAUAUGAUCUAAUAAUCAGUAUACACGAUGAAACCAUGCAAAGACAGGCAUUAACGAAUCAAGAGAAAAAUGAACUAUAUGUACUGAAUUUUUUUCAAAAUAUUCAAAAUGACUUACAGCAAACAGGUUCAAUAGAUUUUUCCACCGAUAAUAGCAAAUUCAAUGUUUGCAAAGGGGGGUUGGUAUUGCAAAUUGUUCAAUCAAAAAUAAUAUCAUAUAAAGGUGAUCCUGUAUCACUUUCUUUCUUAACUUCAUUGUUUGAUUCGAUAAGUGCAGACUAUGUUGAAAUGUUAAAUCAAUGGUUAAUGAAUGGUGAAAUAGAUGAUCCAUUCGAAGAAUUUUUAAUAAAACAGAAUAAACUUCCAGAUAGUUUAAGCCAAAUAUUUCAUUUUAGUAUGGAAAAAUACUGGGAUGAACUAUACAUGACUAAAUCAGAUGGGCUAAUAGAUCAAUUUAAAAGUAAAGAGAUUCAGUUCAAGAUUCUAUCAACUGGGAAAUUAUUGAAUAUUUUCAAAACUUGUACUGGCCUUGAUAACUUUGAAAAUUUGAAUGAAAAUUUAAAUCCAAUCCACAGUUUAUAUGCUCAAGAUUUUGAAUUGAAAAUUAGCAAGUUUUAUGAACGUGCAAAUAGACUAUUUUUGAAAUUGACCUUUGAAGGUUACAAUUUUAAUCAGCUAAUAGACCAUCUCGAAACCACCUAUUUAUUCAAAGAGUCUUCUCGAAUUGAUUCAUUUUUAGAUAGAUCUUUUAACGACUUGAAAAGAAACAAGCAUACUGUUUCAAGUUCAAGAUUGAUCAAAAGUUAUAAUGAUAUUUUCCAUGCGGGUCUUAAUGAAUUUAACGUGAUUCUGCUUGACGAUAAUGAACCCCAAGAUAAUUACCAAGGGAAUAUUUUUUCUGGGUAUGAAUCGUUUUCUAUAGAACCUAUCAAUUUUUUUGACACUGCAAAGGAAAUCAUCAACGUGACUACGUUUGAUGUCGAAGAGGAAUUAAAGGGAGGGGCAACGCUGAAAACCUUGAAAUCUCUAAUAAAUAAAGCCAUAGGAGAAAGAGAGCUAAAUCUGGCUCAGGAAUCUUCUAAUAGUGAUCAGGCAAUGUACGAUCCUGAUCAUUUUGAUGAUUAUGCCAUGAACGCUGUGAAUCUUGAAUUGAAGCUUCCUUUCCCAUUGAACUUGAUUAUAACGGAGAAUUACACUUUUGAAUAUCAAUUGAUAUUCAAGUUUCAAAUUAUAAUAAAAUUUAUAAGCAAACUUUUGGAUACUACUUGGAAGGAAAUAUCGUAUUCUACUGUCUGGAAAUACUCGAAAUUUAGCAAUAAAAUAAAAAAAUGGGCUUUAAGAUGUCGAAUCUUGCAUAAUAGAAUGAAGGAUCUCAUGAACGAAAUACAAAGCUAUAUAAAUUACGAAAUAAUUGAUCACAAUUCAAAUAACUUGAAACGAUACUUAGUUGGUAUCGAAAAUAACCUACAUAAAAGAAAAUUAGGUUCAUCUGAAUCUCCACCACCUCCAACCGGUACGCAGUCCAUAUUUGGCAAUUCAGGAAUUUCCCAUCAUAAGUCUGCGUCCUUAAACAUCACUAAUAAUCAAAAUAAUAAUAUUUUUGACCAAAAAAUCUUUGCUCAAUCAACUCGUCAUGUUAAUGGUAAUGAUAUCAAUGGAAGAUCACGUCAUCCAGCCAAUGGGAACCAGACAAAUAGUAACCAGAACCCCCAAGAUCAAAUAAUUGAAGAAAGCGAUAUUGAUGUUUAUCGCUUAAGUUAUAAGAUUGGAUCAUUUCUCAAUAAUUUAUUGAGAGAUUCAUUAAUUACAAAUCGGGUAUUGAUCGAUUCAGUGAAGAACUUAUUUGACGUAAUAAUUCUGUACAAUAAUCAUUUACAGAGGUUUAGAAAACCGAUUAUUUUGAUUAAUGUUGAGUUAUUUGAACAAUUUAGUCAAGUUUACCCUGAUAAAUUUGCAAAUAAAAGUAUGGAUGAAGACGCGAUAAAUAAACGAUUUGAUAAUUUGAAUCAAUUGUUGAACGCUCAUUUCGAGUUAUUCAACCUGGCUCUUACUGAGUUUAUAGUAAACUUAAAGAGUCAUGGUGAGUUGGAAAACCAACUGUUUUCCAUCUUAAUUGAAAGAUUAGAAAGGUGUUUCCCAGAUCGUCAAUAA
This is a messenger RNA of Hyphopichia burtonii NRRL Y-1933, 2774 nucleotides long. RefSeq lists its product as uncharacterized. Gene Ontology annotation, cellular component: equatorial microtubule organizing center; spindle pole; gamma-tubulin complex. Gene Ontology annotation, molecular function: gamma-tubulin binding; microtubule minus-end binding. The record is from RefSeq and is a predicted model, not a curated record. Lineage: Eukaryota; Fungi; Ascomycota; Pichiomycetes; Serinales; Debaryomycetaceae. Bases 60 to 2774 code for a protein of 904 amino acids. Gene Ontology annotation, biological process: spindle assembly; meiotic cell cycle; cytoplasmic microtubule organization. The transcript has a single exon.